AUGCCAACACCCACUGGUGUGAAGGCGGUGCAAUGCUUCAUUGAAUUUGUGAUGUACCUUGCCAAAUUCCUGCCAAAGCUCUCAGAGGUCUUUGAAAAGAAGGAGCCUCGUUUAAUUCGCAAGCGCACCUCCUUGCAUUCGACUCGCCCUUGUGAUUCAGCGGAAGGAGGCAGCAAGAUGCGAAAUGCUCCCUCGGCUGAUGAGCUGCGCAAGAACGGUCCUCCGAAUGACACCACAUACCAGGACAAUUUGGCCCAGCUGCAUUUGGACUCAGACAAAUGGAACAGCUACACCUUCUGGCUGGGCGUGACCCUCGCCGUGCUGUCGGCCUUUCUGAUUGGUGGGAGUGUGAUCCUUAAGAAGAGAGCCCUUAUCCGAUUGGCCUGCAAUGGGCAAACCAGAGCAGGUGAUGGUGGCCAUGGCUAUCUUAAGGACUGGCUAUGGUGGAGUGGCCUGCUAACCAUGGGUGCUGGGGAGGUGGCAAACUUUGCGGCUUAUGUAUUUGCCCCGGCCACGGUGGUGACUCCACUUGGUGCCCUUAGUGUCCUCAUCAGUGCAGUUCUGUCCUCCUGCCUGUUGGGGGAGACUCUGAAUAUCCUGGGGAAGUUGGGCUGUGUUCUGUGUGCCCUGGGCAGCACCCUCAUGGUCAUCCAUGCCCCGGAGGAAGAGGAAGUGACAUCGCUACAGCAAAUGACUGACAAGCUGUUGGAACCUGGUUUCCUUGUGUACACCACUGUACUCUUGCUGGGCUGUGUGACGCUCGUGUGGUACGCGUCUCCUCGUAUUGGACGGACUAACAUCCUAGUGUACAUCAGCAUCUGUUCCCUGCUGGGAGCUUUCACCGUCUCCUCCGUCAAAGGACUAGGCAUUGCUAUACGCACAGUCUUCUCUGAUGGCUCAGUCCUCCGUCAUCCCCUCACCUGGAUCCUUCUGAUCACUCUCAUUGUCUCCAUCAUAACACAGAUCAACUACCUAAACAAGUCUCUGGACACCUUCAACACCAUGCUAGUAUACCCCAUCUACUACGUCUUCUUCACCUCCGUGGUUCUCUCCACCUCCAUCAUCCUCUUCCAGGAGUGGAGAAGCAUGGCCGGUGUGGAUGUGGUUGGCGCUCUGGGAGCCUUCCUGGUUAUCGUUGUGGGUGUGGCCAUGCUCCACCUCUUCAAAGAGCUACAGGUGACCAUGGAACAACUGACCAGUCAGCUUUUUCAGAUGGAGGAGAGGGUGGGAGGAGGAGGGAGGCAUAAAAAAGAUGAUAAAUUUGGGCUGAUGGACAACAUGGUGAUAGAGAGCCUGCCUCCCAUGCGAGAGGAAGAGCCCAGAGUCUUCAUCAUAAGCUGA
Messenger RNA from Lampris incognitus (smalleye Pacific opah), 1341 nucleotides. It is a transcript of the gene nipal4, whose product is annotated as NIPA like domain containing 4. Gene Ontology annotation, biological process: magnesium ion transport. Gene Ontology annotation, cellular component: membrane. The transcript has 10 exons. Gene Ontology annotation, molecular function: magnesium ion transmembrane transporter activity. Lineage: Eukaryota; Metazoa; Chordata; Actinopteri; Lampriformes; Lampridae. The record is from RefSeq and is a predicted model, not a curated record. Bases 1 to 1341 code for a protein of 446 amino acids.